AUGGCACAAAGCACGCAGCCAGCCGGAGCAGCCCUCCCCGCCGGCCUCAUGGCCGACGUCACGGCCUACGUCGAGGAGUACAUGUCGCACUACGACGGGUCCCACGACUUUAACCACAUCAAGCGCGUUGUGGCCCUCUCGCGCAGCAUCCUGGCUGAGGAGCGCGAGCUGGCAGCCUCGCGCGGCGUCGUUUACGACGAAACCCUUAUCGAGCUUGGGGCUCUGCUCCACGAUGUCGGCGACAAGAAGUACAUCCAACCCGGCCAGGACCACACGACACUAGUGCGCGACGUGCUUCUCCAAAAGGGCGCCGACCCGACCCUCGCCGCUCGCGUCCAGGACCUGGUCCUCCAUGUGUCCUUCUCCAGCGAGAAAAAGGACCCGGCAAAAGUGGUGGCCAAGGUGGCGGAGCUGCCCGAACUGGCAGUGGUGCAGGACGCCGACCGCCUCGACGCCAUCGGGGCGGUCGGCGUCGGCCGCUGCUUCGCAUUUACCGGCGUUAGGGGCGGCACCCUGGACAAUGCCAUCGAGCACUUUGUCGAAAAGCUGGAACUGCUCGGGGGCAUGAUGAAGACGGAGGCGGGGAGGCGGAUGGCGCGGAGACGGACGGAGCGUCUGGUCGAGUUCAGGGGUUGGUGGGCGGAGGAGACCCUGGCCUAA
Messenger RNA from Gaeumannomyces tritici R3-111a-1, 660 nucleotides. RefSeq lists its product as hypothetical. The transcript has a single exon. Bases 1 to 660 code for a protein of 219 amino acids. The record is from RefSeq and is a predicted model, not a curated record. Lineage: Eukaryota; Fungi; Ascomycota; Sordariomycetes; Magnaporthales; Magnaporthaceae.